AUGUCCGCUCCCCAGAUCCCGAACCUCAACACGCUCCGUCGGGGCGGCGGAGGUCGAGGCCGUGUUCUCCGGGGCCGCGGCGGAGCUGGCGUCAACAACGAUGACGGCAAUCAUCACCACACAGGCAGUGCGGCCAAAGACAGAGUCGUGCAAGGUACAGAUAACGACGCCAGCGUGUCCCGAUUGAGCGCGGUGGAGCUGGGAUACUUGGACGAUCCGUUUGCUAGGGUAUUGACUCCCUCUACUGGUCCUGGGACGAGACGGUUUCCUAUCAUCAAUCGAGAUAAGGGCGAUCCGUUCCACGCCUCUCUUGCAGAAGGCGCUACGUAUCGAGAAGCCCUCUGGAGAGAAGGAGAAGGGGAGGACGAUGUGACGAUUUCCGCCGAAGGUGAUGCGCUGCAUUCACCGUUCUAUCAUAUCCACCCUAUCGAUCUAAGAUCCCUUGCCAAACCGCCUGCAGCCGACUCGCAGUCGCAUACCUCUUCCGAUUCUCCUUCGGACCCAGAGCAUACUUCUUCACAGGGCAAUGCUCCUUCCGUUCUCCUGCCAGGAGUUGAUACUUCACUACCCACGCUACUCCUUUCAGAAUGCUGUCUAGUCUAUUUAUCCCCGGAAGAUGCUGCGGGGGUAGUCGAUUACUUCACAAAGACUCUCUUCCCACGGCCUGCUGCUGGAUCUGACGCCGUCACCCCUCUGGGAUUGAUUCUGUAUGAGCCCAUCCGCCCCGACGACCCCUUCGGGAAGACAAUGGUCUCCAACCUCGCUGCACGAGGUAUUCAGCUCCAGACUCUCCACAGAUAUGCGUCGCUGGAUGCUCAGCGACAGCGGCUCCGUGACCACGGGUUCGACGCGGGACAAGGGGCCGCCGAUGUGGACUUGAUCUGGGAGCACUGGGUCAGCGACGCUGAGAAGGAGCGGGUAGCGAGAUUAGAAAUGCUGGAUGAGAUGGAGGAGUGGAAGUUGCUGGCGCAGCAUUACUGUGUUGCUUGGGGAUGGAGAGAGGGAACUGGUACUGCUGCAGGAGCGUUUGAUCGCUGGAAAGACGUCCAAGCGCAGUCGACAUCUUGA
Messenger RNA from Rasamsonia emersonii CBS 393.64, 1068 nucleotides. RefSeq names its product Leucine carboxyl methyltransferase 1. Lineage: Eukaryota; Fungi; Ascomycota; Eurotiomycetes; Eurotiales; Trichocomaceae. The coding region runs from base 1 to 1068 and encodes 355 amino acids. The record is from RefSeq and is a predicted model, not a curated record. Gene Ontology annotation, molecular function: protein C-terminal leucine carboxyl O-methyltransferase activity. The transcript has 2 exons. Gene Ontology annotation, biological process: C-terminal protein methylation.